Molecule: messenger RNA, 713 nt
Organism: Leptopilina heterotoma
Lineage: Eukaryota; Metazoa; Arthropoda; Insecta; Hymenoptera; Figitidae
Gene: RpS11
Product: 40S ribosomal protein S11
Exons: 6
Coding region: 58-525 (155 amino acids)
Biological process (GO): translation
Cellular component (GO): ribosome; cytosolic small ribosomal subunit
Molecular function (GO): structural constituent of ribosome
Source: RefSeq, a predicted model, not a curated record
UGUUCUCAGUCGACAUCAUGUUUCCGCUUUUCGUUGUCGCUCUUUCACAAGUCGAAAAUGGCGGAUCAGAACGUAAAGUCGUUCCAAAAGCAACCAACUGUUUUCCUGAACCGCAAAAAGGGUCAGGGACAAAAAAGUCGCAAAUCCUUGCGAUACACAAGAAAUGUUGGUCUUGGAUUCAAAACUCCACGUGAUGCGAUUGAUGGAACCUACAUUGACAAGAAGUGUCCAUUUACCGGAAAUGUGGCGAUCCGAGGACGCAUUCUCACUGGCGUUGUUCAAAAGAUGAAAAUGCAGAGAACAAUUGUCAUCAGACGGGAUUACUUACACUACGUAAGAAAAUAUAAUCGUUUUGAGAAGCGUCACAGAAAUAUGAGUGUCCAUCUAAGUCCCUGUUUUAGAGACGUUGAAAUUGGAGACAUCGUGACUAUUGGAGAAUGCAGACCAUUGAGUAAAACAGUCAGAUUCAACGUUCUUAAGGUCUCAAAGGGAACAGGAUCGAAGAAGAGCUUCAAGAAAUUCUAGAUAAAGAAAAGGUGAGAAAAACAUCUUGAGAAUUUAUAGGUAUAAAAUAUCAGAUCCUGGAAGGUGGACGUUCAUCGAGAAAAUCGACGAAAUUAAAUUAAGUCAAUGAUUUACCAUCAUCAUUAUGUAAAUGUUUAACGCAUAAAAAACAUCAAUUGCGUUUGAAAAAUAAAUUCAUUUAAAUAAAA